AUGCGUCUCCUGCCCGAGCCCAGCGCCCAGUCCCUCCGGCUCCUCUUCCUCUUUAUCUUCGUGAUGGGGGUGGCCCCGUCCCCGGCUUUGACGGCCGGCUGCCCCGACAGAUGUGUGUGCGACGACCAGCUGGUGGUCCAGUGCGCCGGGCAGGACCUCGCCGUCUUCCCCAACGAUCUCCCCCUCGCCACCCGGCAGCUCAUCAUUUCCAACAACCGCAUCGUGGACCUUCCUGCGCUGCAGCUCAACUACCUGUCCGAUUUGGUGUAUCUGGACUGCAGCAACAACUCUCUGAGUGAGAUCUCCGAAUCCACCUUUGGGAACCUCCGGAAGCUCGCCUACCUGGACCUGUCGUUCAACUCCCUGUUGCAGAUCGAGGACCGGACGUUCGGGCCCCUGGCGUCUCUGGUGAUGCUCCGGCUGACGGAUAAUCCGAGUCUCGCGGAGAUCCACCCUGAUGCCUUCGCGGAGAACGUGGCUCUGCAGGUCCUGGAUGUGAGCCGGAACAACCUGACGGUCCUCAACAUCAGCACCCUGAUCGCCCUGCCGGCGCUGCGAUCUCUGGGGCUGAGCGGCAACCCCUGGAGGUGUGACUGUGACACAGAGGAUCUCUGCCUGUGGGUGCAGAUAGAAGGCUUCAAGUUCCAAGACGAGGGCCAGACGGUGUGCCAGGGCCCUCCCGAGCUGGCGGGCCAGCGGUUGGCAGAGGUCGGCAUGCAGCUGCGGGCAGACUGCCACCAAGGCCUGGGCUACUGGGACUACCUCUUCUUCAUCGCUAUCGGCUUCGUCAUCUUCUCGGCUGGCACGGUGUCGGCCUGGGUGAUGGGUGUGCUCAUGGUGCUGUACGAGCGCUACAGCAAGAGGAAGAGCGAGGAGCUGGACAGUGACGACGAGGACGACAGAGGAGGGAUGGGCGGAGGAGGAAUAGGAGGGAACCAGGGCAACGGGGACCUCAGCAAGCCGGGCAUGCAAGUCUGACAGACUGAUGAGGAAGCAACAGGAGGAGGGAAGUGCAGGAGGGAAGGAGGAGAGGACAAUGAGACCAAAGGCUCUGUUACGAACCCUGAUCUGACUGUCUCUCUUUGUUACAGGUUUAGAUAGUGACACAAAAUGCUCUCCAACCUACUGGACAGAAAGCACGCGUCUGUGCGUGUGUGUGUGUGUGUGUGUGUGUG
Myripristis murdjan (pinecone soldierfish) is the source of this 1175-nucleotide messenger RNA. It is a transcript of the gene lrrc52, whose product is annotated as leucine rich repeat containing 52. The record is from RefSeq and is a predicted model, not a curated record. The coding region runs from base 1 to 978 and encodes 325 amino acids. Lineage: Eukaryota; Metazoa; Chordata; Actinopteri; Holocentriformes; Holocentridae. Gene Ontology annotation, cellular component: voltage-gated potassium channel complex. Gene Ontology annotation, molecular function: potassium channel activator activity; transmembrane transporter binding; voltage-gated potassium channel activity. The transcript is spliced from 2 exons.